Messenger RNA from Stylophora pistillata, 5264 nucleotides. Its product is annotated as sacsin. The record is from RefSeq and is a predicted model, not a curated record. Lineage: Eukaryota; Metazoa; Cnidaria; Anthozoa; Scleractinia; Pocilloporidae. Gene Ontology annotation, molecular function: Hsp70 protein binding.
AUUUUCAAAUGUAUGCCCUAAUAUUGUGUCCUGAUUUGCAGACCUUCUUCCCGGCUCUUCCCAAAUUUUCCUUCACGGACAGGCGUACAUAGGAAUAAUUUCUUCCGCUGACACAUUAAAGUCGCCCGCCUUAAAGCCGUUGGAUGCUGAUACAUUUGCCGCCAAUUUGCCUGAAACGUUACCACGGGAAAUAUAUGGAAGAUCCGAGUAUGUUCAGUGGUCUCCAGCUCAGAAAAUAAUACCAGACCAUCGAUGGAUAUGUAGGGUUUGGGAAUUCCUCUAUGAUAUUACAAGAGAUGUUUUAAAAGACGAAGAAAUUGAUGGUGAAGACAAAGUUCGUCAGGUAAAGGGCAUCAUUCGUCCCCUUCUCGACUGGAGUAUUCUUCCCGUCACUCAAACACGAAGCUUUCGAGUCCUUCGUCAAGAUGAUCACUUUCUUGUGCCCUUGAGGUGGGCACAGGGAGCUAUUAACAUGGCAAACGCCGAUGCGGCAAGUGCGAAACUAGUAAAAGUUUUGCGUAAACUUGGUAUCCCCGAACUUAACCAGAAUGCUAUUUCACGCACAAUUUCGGCAACCAUUAUGUAUUCAUCCUCGACCUCACUAGUUUUAGCUCUUUUGCUGGUAUCUUCUCUGAAGGACCCCUCGUCACUCCUUGAAUCACUUAGACAAAAGUUGAUUUUAAAUAAACAAGAAAUAAGAGGAAGAUUAGAGAAAUCCGACUGUGAGGAGAUCUUGGAGUAUUUUUGUAGAAGUGUAACCUGCCUUCGAGAAACUGACAAAAGCAACCUCCGGAAGCUUCCCUUUUUCCUUGCAACUAACGGUGGCUUCAUUUCACUCGACAAGGUCUAGGUGUCUGCCUUACCAGCUGGGGUACCGCAAAAUGGAAUUGAUGUUCUGGAGCGUGAAUUGGGGAUGGUAUUUGUGAAAUCAUGGAAAAAUGUCUCCGAUUUGUUUACAUUCAUGGAACUUAAGUGCAUCUCUGCCAUCGACGUGUACUGUGACUCGAUUUUGCAUGGUUUUCAUAUUGUAAGUGAGGAGGCAAGACAAGUUCAUCUUGAAUAUAUUCGUGACACCAUUUUGGCAGAUUCCACUGUUGAUGAUGAAGAGAAAGAAAGGUUACUCGACAUCUUGAAACAUACACCUCUGAUUCCCUCAGAAAAUGGUACCCUGAAGACGGCAUCAUGUAUGUACGAUCCCAAUAACGAUGUUUUCAAGGCCAUGCUUUCAUGCGAUUUCCCACCAGAACCGUUUGACUCUCCCGAAUGGAUUUCGUUUUUGAAACAAGUAGGCUUGGUUUCUGAGGUAUCUUCCUUUGAUUUUAAGAGAUUUGCAAAGGAAGUGGAGUGCGAAGCACUUACAGCACAAACGGAGAAAACUGGCGAGAAGUCUAGAAUUCUGGUUGACCAUCUCAUGUCUCGACCUGAUGUAGUCGGGGAGGGCUUAUUGAAAGCAAUCUGCGAUAUCGCCUUUAUCGCAGCCGAUCCCGUCGCUGAGCCAUUGCAAAUGUUAUGUCCAGCUUUUAAUCAAAAGAAAGGAGAUCAAACUCCUUACAUUCCGUUCAAAGGAGCAGUUUUUGCUGAAUAUGAAGAAAUCGUUUGGACCCAAGCCCGCUUGCUUCCAAGCUGGGCGAAUCCAGAGUACCGUCGGUAUGAAUUUGGUUUACCCCCGCUCGCCUCUGUCGGCAAGUACUGUGAUGCUUUUCUUUCGCAACUUCAAAUAAUUAAGGAGCCACUGAUAGAUAUGGUUGUUCGACACUGCGAAGUCUUAUGUCGUCAUCUGGAAAACCCCCACAAAUGCAAGUUUGACUUACAUGAACAUAAUCUCCAGAUUACGAACAUCAUGGAAGAAAUCUACAAGUUUUUACAAGGUAAUAAAAACGUAAGGGAUGCAAUCGUCCUUGAAGUUACACCCUGCAUAUUGGUUGAGAAUGGUACGAAGUUCGUUAGGCCAAGUGAAGCGGUUGUCGAACUUCAGGCGAGAGAAGAAAUUAAGCCUUUUCUUUAUAGAAUUCCUCCUGAGCUUGGCAAAUUCCGAAAAUUGUUUCAAGCCCUGGGAUGUUACGAGUUUGUUACAUGUACCCACUACGCUGUGGUAUUGGAAAAGUUGCGAAAGAAAUGUUGUGGCGCCAAACUGCAUCCUAAUGAGCUGAAAGUGUGCUGCAAGGCAGUAAAGGGAUUGUUUAAAACGCUACAGGAGAAGGCCGACGAAGCUUCCACAUUGUCCACAUUGUCCACAUUGUACCUACCAGCAAUGCCCUCAGGAAUCCGCUGCUUGGAAAGCAAUUUAAAUAAAAUUUCUGUCACUUUACAGAAGUCUUCCGAGUUAGUAUUUAGUGAUAAACCUGACUACGAGGAUCGAAUCAAAGAGCUCCACCAGCAUUUUGUACUUGAUCUCAAGCUUAUGGAAGUUAUAUUAACACUAACCAUGACCAACUUUAAAGAGUUGAUGAUGAAACUUCCUCCACAUUUACAACCAAAGAUGCUCUCAGUUGUGGUGAGUGAAAAGCUCACUGAUGGUGACUUAGUUCAGAGCUUAAUUUUCGACUCAUUGAUGCUGCGACUUUGCACCCCACAGUUUCGUCAGGGAAUUGCCAGAAUUAUUAAGCACGACAACUCUCAAAAGCCAGAUUUCGAUGAAGAGGUUAUCGCUGAUAUCGAAGAAAGUCUCAAAAGAAUUCAGUUGUGCGCCGUGGAUGGUCUUAAAACGGCCCUUUUCCUAGAUGACGACUUAAUCCCGGGAAGUGAAAAAGAGAUGAAGUCAUUCCAAGAAAAAUCUGAGAUUUCCGGUGAGGAGAAAUGCAUGGUUUACGUUAACGUGGUAAAUGUGACUAAUGAUAUCGAGUUGGCCAGGUCUUUGGUUUCGGGCGUUGUUAUAGACAUGUAUGGUGACCUUCUUGGAAAGAGCGCCUUUUUAAUCCCCAGUAUGUUGCAAUGCGCUCUUGGUGACAUCUGGUCCCUACUUGAUAAAUCGGGCAUUCGACAAGACGACACCUGCAGUGUAGAUGGAAUGGAUAUCUUUCCUGACCCGGGAAGUUUCAUUCCAAUUGUGGACCAUCAUCUACUGAAUGAUGCCUUUAGCGACUUUGAACCCGGGGAAUAUGUUGGUUAUCAGCUUCACGACCCGAGUCUUCAGCUAGACAAAGGCGUUGCUACGUUCAUCUACGCUGUGAUUAUCGAAGAGGUUUUGGCUAAGGAUGUUAUCUGUGACGAAGACUGGUUUCUGCGUCUCGUUACAAAGGUGUACUCAGUCAACAUUGGACAUGAACACGAGCCAGUGAAGGUGACUGCUGCCAAAUUGUACAAAUUUUGUCGUUUUGAAGAAAUAUCUAAUGCGCGACGCAGAAAUAGGGAAGAUCGAGAAGAGGUCCUCCUUCAAAUCUCGACCACUUUGGAAAAAGCAUGGGAAUGUGAUUUACUAGAAGGUGAAAGAAAACAAAUUCUCAAGCGAAUUAUUCUUCAGUGGCGUCCGGAGAAGAAUGUAGGCGAUGAAGAGUUCUGCUUUGAAGUUUCUAAGCAUAUAAGGGAUGAAAUGUUGCGUCUUGGUGGAUCGUACGAGGAAUUUAUCGACGCCUGUGUGGAGGUGGCUAAGGAACACAGAUCACAUCGAGUGGUAUACCAAGAAAAAGUUUUACAGCUGUAUACAUCCCAAGGGCACUCAUCAAAUCGCAAGCCAUGGAUAAAUGUCCCUCCCAGUUUUUCAAAGAGCAAUCCUCAACUUGGAGAAGCAAAGCGUUGGUACAAGCAAGCUGAAGCUGACCUGGUGGCUGGAGAAAAUGAAAUUGACUCUGACCAACCCUCCUAUGAGUGGGCCUGCUUUAAAUGUCAUCAGGCGGCAGAAAAGGCAUUGAAGGCGGCUAAGUAUACAUUACAUGCUGAGAAGACAAAUGAUCACAACCUUAUUAGGAAUUGUGACGGCUUAAAUGACGCUGAGAUAGCCAACUUCGCAAGCCAGUUAGAGAAUCUUGUUGGUAGCUCUGCACGAAUGCGUUAUCCAGAUUGUAUUUGGCCUCCCCAAAUCCCCAACGAAGUUUAUUCGUCCCGGGAAGCUCAGAGAGCGUUGCAACUCGCCACAGAAAUUGUCACACGAGUAAAAACCAAGAUACAAGAUAUUUAAGGGGUAAGACGAAAUCUUUGGUGCGAGGAAGAAGACUCAAAGGAGAGUGUCCUGUUGUAUCAAUCAGUUAUUCGUAGAUGUUAAAUCUAACGUGUAUUUUAAAAUAACAGUAAUUAGUAACAAUCAGUAUUAUUUCAUAGUGAAGCAAAGUAAUAAUUUUUUUAUUGGACGUUGAUUCGGUAAACGUUAUUAAUUGUAGCUUUCCAGGUAUUGAAAGAAUCAUGAUUUAGAAGGUCAAAGAAUAAGAUAAUUUUUGUUUUUUUUCCUGAUGUAUCAUGUAGCCAAGUGCUAUGUUGUCAUUGCAACCAUGUUGUUUGUUGCAAGUAAAACUUGAGAUAAUUGAGAUUGGGAAGUCUCACUUAAGAAAAGAAGUACGAAUAAGCAGUUUAGAUAAAGCGUAUUUGCAACAGUAUAGGUUUUCAUUUAUUUCGAUACUAAGCUAGAGGGCGUUAUUCAUUUUUCCUUCCAUUACCCAUAAAAAACGAAACAGUUAUUGGGCAAGAGUUAGUUUCCAGUCAUGUAUUGUUUACCAAGGAGAAAAACCGUUCUUGAGAAGGCUCAUGACAAGUUUUUCCUCUGUUGUUUUGCUUGUUAAAUCACGGUAUAGUCAGUGAUUAUGUAGAAUAGAAAUGGCUUUUAGCAGCACGGCUGAAGUAUUGUUAAUUCAAAGCAAAGAAAACUUGAGUUAUUAUAAAUGUACUUAAUUCAUAUAAGUUUAUUAAUAAUAAUAUUAUUGCGGUUUUUGGCAGUUUUGUUUUAAGAAGUUGGUUGGUUUGUUAUGUCGUGAAACAGUGCGCGCAUCAUUCAGGACUUCACAUGGUUUCUUCAAUUGGUCCCUCUUCUACAGCAACUUCUCAAAAAUCAGUGCACAGGGUUUUUCGUAGUUUAUCAUUUUCCUACCUAAACGAUUGCCGUAAUCAUUACAAUUGUCUAGUUCAGCAACGUUUUGAGCUAUUAUGUGAUGUAUGUAUUUUUCUUUCAUUGAGAACUCUAAUUAUGUAAAGCCAGGUAAAGCUUGAAACGCAUACCCUUAGGACUUUCAGUGAUCAGCUAGUUUCAUCUAAUAAGUAAAAACAGCCAUCAUUUAAGUCUUACAGACGUUAUAUGACUAAUCAUCACAAAAUAAAAAUUGCAGCAUUGUAUAUCAACA